AUGAAAAUACAAAAGGUCAACAAUCGAGUUAAACAAUUGGAAACCCCAAUUGAUUACAAUUACGACUCUUUGAAAGCUUGUAAAUGUGAUUCCUGUGAUUACUGGUCAAUAUUAAGUCCCAGUCAAUCAAGCAGUUUAUUUUUAGGAAUAUUGAUUCCCAUUAUUUGGUUGAUCAAUUUAUUCAGAAUCAUCAAUUGUUUAUAUUUUACAAAUAGUGAACCAUUGGCAGCCACGGCUUACCUUCAAAUUUUUAAAACCAAAGUCAGAAUGAAAAGUAAUGUCCCAUUGACAUCUCAUUACAUCGAAUAUCAUAAUAAUAAUAGAGUUGAAAUGUACAGUUGCUUAGGACAUAUUUUAGCUGCUAUGAUGGUUUAUGGAUUGGUUUUAUUUGCAAUAGUAAUGGCGUUUGCAAAGUCAACAAGAGUUGUUAUUUGGCCCAACAAUUGA
Candida albicans SC5314 is the source of this 447-nucleotide messenger RNA. It is a transcript of the gene ASG7, whose product is annotated as Asg7p. The coding region runs from base 1 to 447 and encodes 148 amino acids. The transcript has a single exon. The record is from RefSeq and is a predicted model, not a curated record. Lineage: Eukaryota; Fungi; Ascomycota; Pichiomycetes; Serinales; Debaryomycetaceae.